UAGUAAUAUAGCCAACUCUGACGAUUGAUUAGCACUUCAGAAUUUUCGAGCAUCAUUCUUUCGCGGAGAGUUGAUAUAGCUGGUGACGUGUGGACGUUGUAGCAAAUAAUAUAUUACUUGACACGAUAUUGUCCAAUUUACUAUGUCGACAUGCUACAAAUGUGGAAACGAAGGUCACUAUGCUAGAAAUUGCACAGAACCAUCUAGUACUGAAACUUCACAAAAAUCUGAUAAAGAAUGUUAUCGAUGUGGUGAAGUUGGUCACUUAUCACGUGAUUGUUCUAAGUCUAGCUCUGGUGGUGGUAGUGGAAAUUUUGAUUCUCGUACCUGCUACAGUUGCGGUAGAAGCGGCCAUAUUUCAAGAGAUUGUACUCAGCGCGGUGGGCGUAAAGGAAAACAGCGAUGUUAUCGAUGUGGCAAAGAUGGCCAUUUUGCUAGAGAUUGUGAAGGUGAAGAGGAAAUGUGUUAUACCUGUGGUAAGGCCGGACACAUUAAGAAGGAUUGCCCAGAAAGUGAAUCUUUCACUUCUUCUACCAAUGAACAGGUCUGCUACCAUUGUAACAAACCAGGUCAUUUUGCAAGAGAAUGCGCUGAAAAAGAUGAUUCAAGUCGUGAACGUGAUGUAACAUGUUACAAAUGUAAUGAAAAAGGUCAUUUUGCUCGUGAUUGUCAUAAUAAAAGUAAUGAUAAAAAGAAUGGUAAUACAUGUUUCAAAUGCCACCAAGUUGGUCAUUUUGCUCGUGAUUGCACAGAAGCUGAAGACGACAGCUAAAUUUAAAAAGAACGUCGCUGGCUGGUUUAAUCUGUGUUCCGAUUGCAUUGUUACAUAAUAGAAGAAUAGAAUGACUCUAAGUUGGUCAUUGAUGAUUCGGUGUUUGAAAAAUAGAUUCUGAGUUUCUGUGGUGAUGAUGCUUAUUUUUUACUAAGAUUAUUAGAGAGAGAUAAGUGAUUUGAUGUGUUCAUUUGUAUUUGUAAAGAUACUAAUGAAUAUAAGCCUGAAAAAAGUGAGUGAAAAAAGGUAGCCAUAAUCUUCACUGUGUUGAAAAUAUUAGUGUUACCAGAGUUGUAAGAUGUUGAAUUUUUAGCUUGGCAUGAUAUAAAUUAGCAGACAUGAAGUAUUUGAGAUAUUGAAUUGUUUGUUUUCCUAAAAGCUUUUUGAUUCUUCUUUCUAUUUAUUUUAAAUUGAUUAGAGUUUUAUAAUUUUUUAAGGGAGUGAUGAGGACAUUGUCAGCGGUGUUAAUAUGAAAACUUGAAUUAAACAAAGUUCUAACUGAAA
Molecule: messenger RNA, 1276 nt
Organism: Hydra vulgaris (swiftwater hydra)
Lineage: Eukaryota; Metazoa; Cnidaria; Hydrozoa; Anthoathecata; Hydridae
Product: CCHC-type zinc finger nucleic acid binding protein
Biological process (GO): positive regulation of cytoplasmic translation
Cellular component (GO): cytoplasm
Molecular function (GO): translation regulator activity; mRNA binding; zinc ion binding
Source: RefSeq, a predicted model, not a curated record